Dinoponera quadriceps is the source of this 4718-nucleotide messenger RNA. RefSeq lists its product as uncharacterized. The transcript is spliced from 14 exons. The record is from RefSeq and is a predicted model, not a curated record. Bases 299 to 3976 code for a protein of 1225 amino acids. Lineage: Eukaryota; Metazoa; Arthropoda; Insecta; Hymenoptera; Formicidae.
AUCGCGAGCAUCAUUCUGUCUUUGUUUAACAUGCAGAAAAACAAAGAUAGAAUGAUGCUUGCUAUCGUUACGAGCGUUAAGUAGAACCUGGUUAUAGUGUGACUCAACAACAAGUCAGCCUUAAACAGACAUUAAGGUUAUACUUAUAAUUCAAAAAUGUCCGAUAUACCCGCUACAUCCCAAGUCAGACGCUGUUAAUAUUCGAAGAGGGAAAUGGAAAAUUUCUAAACAGUACUUGAUCAUAUGUUUCACUUACUGAAUAGCUAUAAAAAAUCUUACCCAGUGUUAAUACUUUACCAUGGCAAACAAACUUGAGUCCACGUUUGGCAGCUUUGAAACGGAUGAACGUUAUAAUAAACUGGAACGCUAUUUAAAGCUAGCCAUGCUAAAAGCAAAAUCCAGUAAUAACGCACAUAACAGAGUGGAGCAAUCUAUAGGAACAUGGCCUAGUAUCUCUAGCAUUAAUACUGGUAUUGUAAAUACCAGUUGUGCAACUCCAUCCCAAUUUGCAAACAUUGAGAGCGAGGUUUUAGCCUCUAGUAAUAAUUUAAAAAGCAUAUUUCCAAAAAGGGAAGCUUACAAUAUCAACAAGAAAAAAAUGAUAAUUACCUCUAGUGUUAAGCAGAGUAAUACUAAGGACAACCAUAUUGAUCAGUAUAUUAUGCCACCUCCAACAGUGAACAGAGUUCAUCGUGCUUUGAGGAGUACUUUACAGAAUAGAGUUCAUACGUCAUCGGAAUAUGGAAAAUCUGUGUCGACACCACUUAACAGUUCAAUUCAGUCUUUCCCAAGUGAUUUUUCUGGUAAAAAUUCCAAUAUUACAAGAUAUACAACUGUUAAUACAUAUGGUGACAAAGAAUACCUGCACUCGUACAUCACACCAUCUCAUAACGACAUAUCAAAGCUUGGGAGAAUAUUUUCAAAGUGGAAAGUUAUAUUAAAUGACCAGUGUCAGUUGAUAAUCAAAGGAACGUUGGAAUGUGGAAAAGUUGCUCGCAGCAAACCCGUUGUAAGAAGAUAUUCUACUACAUGCGUUGAAUCAAUUUUCAAACACAAAUAUUAUCUUCGGGGAAAUAUCACUGAUGAGAGAAAUGAAUUGCCUGACUACAUUCAUGGGAAAUUCUACAACGGCUUUCCCGACGACUGGCAGAACGUUCAUCAGAUAUGGAGUACAUUCGUCAGUCAAGGAUGCCCAGUGACGUUCCGUUGGCCCACAUUCAUCACCGAUAGCGAUGACGACUUAAAAAGCGAAAUGACAGAUCUGACAUACACAUGCGAGAUAACAAACAGGCAUAACACCCUAAUGACAUCUUAUGAAACGACUGAAAACGCCAGACAAGUAAUGGUACAGCCUGAAAGUUUGAGUAAUAGAUUGCCGAGAAAAAUGGAGAAGUGUCAGAAUUGCACGCGCAGUACGCAAAAUUUGGAAGAGGAGCCCACGUUCGUGAAGUCUUGCGUUUCCGGUUUCGAGAAGGAUACAGGCCUCGGCACGCAAGCGAACGACGCUAGUAACGAGAAAAGCAGACAAAAUGCUAAAACAACCGUAGGUCAAUCAUUCAGUCCUAGAAAGAUAAACAGAUUGAAAGACUUCCUUCAGGAGGACAAGCUGAACAUCAUUAUUAACAACCUGGCGGACAGGAAUUGUUCCCCGAAAUAUAUCGACAAGAUCAUCGAGAUGUUCGACUGCUUGGACUACAUAAUCUCUUACAAAUCAGCAACAGAAUGUAACUCCGUCGCCGAGAGUAGCAACACGUCCAUGUCGGAAGUGAUUCCGCUGCAACAGAUAUCCGUGUGCAACGAGAAUAAUCAUACGAAUAAAAGUAAGCUGGAAGAGUGGACGGGACCGAAGAGCCACGCGUACUCCGCCGAUCUGGGAUACGGGAGCAUAAGGAACGAAUUUAGCCAGGUGGGGACGAACGCGAGAAAUGACGUGAUGCCGGAACACAAGGACGAUUCCGAGAGCGAGACUUACGCGGGCGUGCCGAAGAUCUCGAUCGAGCGGGUUCUCCAAUCCAGAGAAGCAUUGAGAAGGUUGCCGAAGCGUAAGGUGAGGAAGAGGCUGAUUCAACCGGACCAGCAGGCGAUGAAUAGGCACCAUAAUGCGAUCGCCGAGUUCACCGUUCGCCCUGCGACUUCGAUGGUCAACGAAUCCUGCGUUAGUAUCACGGAGGAGGAAGCGGAAGCGCAGGCGAGCCCGAAAAUGCGUCACAAAGCGGCGAACGACGUUUUAUCGCAGGACGCUGCUUUCUACAGGCGAAAGGACUCGGUUCACGAGGGUAUGCAACAUAACCCGCACAAACAAUUGCUCAGUUUUUUUAAUUUACAAAAAAUGGAGCCGAGCUCGCAUGGAACGCGAUGUGCGGACGUCGAUUACACCGAUUAUUCCGACGCUUGGGAAAACGUCGCGACGAACGCGCAGAAGGAAUCCGCCGAAGCGGGAUGUCAAGUUGAUUUGCGCAAGGACGUGGUGGUUAAUAACGAAAGUAGCAGCAGUUUCUCCGAGACGCGCAAGGAGCUCGCCGAGCCGCCCAAAGACGAGACUGCUGUCAGAUCCAAGCCUACGAUAAUCUCCUCGAUACCGGUACAUCUGAACUUGAAAUUAACCAAAGCGGAUGUGCACAGAUCCGCGGAGCCGCACGAUUCGGAUGUAGGUGUCAACGAGGACAAACGACGAGCCAGUAUCCGGCCGAAAAAGAGGACUCGUGAGAAGCCGGCACCGGAAACGUCGGUCGCUGUGUCGAAGCCUGCGCCCGUCGCGAACGAAUCGCUCCCCAAGACCACGACUGACAGUAAGAACCGUGCAACAUCGAGCUCCGCGAGCAAUAUGAAACAUGAGUCGGAUAGUACGACGAAACCGACGACGAGUGCAGCCGGACAGUCCAGAAAGAAAACCCACGGUGUGGAUACGAAAAUGCUGACGGCAUGGAUGCCGAAAGUAGUGCACGAUUUCACGUCCAAGAAUGCAUUGGGUUUGACUUUUCAAGGGAAACUACUCAAUGAAGCUGGUCACUUUAUAAGUAGAAACUUCAGAACGGAUAUUGUGCUCAGGCGUUUGUCGCCGACAUUGAUCGAGACGGUGAACCACGAAUUCUACCAACUUCUUGGCCCCCUGAACGACAAUAAGCAUGUUUUACACAAGGAACUCGUGAAACAAUGUCGUCACGGAUGCCCCGCGAAGAUCGAGCAAUUUUGCAUGUCGUGGAAAUCGUUGCAGUUCAGCAUACUGGACAAAGUCGGAAAAAAUUUUCACGAUACCUCGACGGAUUUACUUAGCGUACCCGUGAGCUCGAGAGGUCGUAAAAUCUUACCGCCAUUAUGCUAUUGGACAGGCGAACGAGUAACUUUGAAAGACAACACUCCAGUUUAUAAUUCAGGAAGUUUACAAGAAUUAUCGUUAAUGUCGAAUGAGAAUCAAAAAAAGAACAUUAAAAAAGGAUCGGGAGCAAAAGAAGAGGUGAAUCUUGAGGGCACAUCAAUGAAGACCGGUGCGACCAAGCGGAAAUCACUUCCCGAAACAAAUGAGGUUUCCAGUACGAGCAAGAGUCUGACGGUUGUUCUCGACAAGAUUUCCCUCACCGAAUCACCUAAGGCUCAAGCUGCGAAUAACAUGAAGAGAUCUCGGAAAUCCGCAGUCAAUGAGGAACUAAGAAUAGUAAAACAGUUGACGUUCUCAUCGACCGAUUCCAACUGUGAAGAAGAGCAACAAGUGUCUCCGCGUAAGCGCUCUCGUAACUUUCGAUCAAAGGCGAAUGGAGACGCAAAAAUACAGUCAAGAUACUCCAUGACACUGAGGAAGCGGCAAAAAACUGAGGUAUCCUCGAACAGAGCCUCGCCUGACGACGCUAGCAAAACCAAAAACGACGCAGCAUGCCGUUCACCAGGAAAGAAACCAAACUUCGGACACAACGUGGUGUGCACUUAUUUUCGAAACGUUCCGCAAGAGGACUUAUUAUCAGAGGACCUGACUUCUAUAUAAUGCGAUUAUACAAUACUAAAUAACAUGAUAAUAUCUGAAUAUUUUUCUAUAUAUCUUUCUGUUAAUUGUAAUGCCUUCUGUUAAUUGCCUUAACUAUAUAUAUAUACUAUUUUUUCUAUUUAUUUCUUGUGAAAUGUAUGAGUGUUGCCAAAGUGCCAUUACCUUGUAAUAAAUCUAAUAUCGAAUAAAAAUAAAAAGUUACGAGACAUAAGGAAUACAAAAAAGUAGCAGAAUAAUUGAAGCGCAAGCAAUAUUAUAUUUUCGGGCUUAAUAUUACCAUUUAACAAAAUUGUAUGAAAUAGAUAAGAAAUACCAUCCGCUCUCUACGAGUCAAGGAUACGUAAAAAAUGUGUAUCAGUGCAUACUGAACAGGAAAGAAGAAUGAUUAUUUCCCUAAAAUGAAAUUUAAUUUGAAACUUAAUAAUAAUGAAAAAGAAAAUCAUGCAUUGGUAUUUUAUAUCAUUUCUGUUUAUGACUUACUUGUCUAAUCUAGGGAUUUCUAUGUUUAUAACUUACUAUAAUUUCUUUUUAUAACUUGUCUAAUCGAAAGAUGCCGUUUCUUUUAUAGAGAUUAUUAUUGUUACUCAGCAAACUAGAAAAUAUAUAAAGUUAUAAAGAUUUUAUUUAAUGAAAGUAAUCAAAUUUACAAUUUCUUCCCAUUUCCCUAUAUAUCCUUCGUACUGAUUAAUUAACUAUUAAAUUUAAAAUAAUUAUGAAAUAAUAUUACCUUUUUUUUAAUAUU